This is a messenger RNA of Ophidiomyces ophidiicola, 861 nucleotides long. RefSeq lists its product as uncharacterized. Bases 1 to 861 code for a protein of 286 amino acids. The transcript has a single exon. NCBI's taxonomy places the organism in Eukaryota, Fungi, Ascomycota, Eurotiomycetes, Onygenales, Onygenaceae. The record is from RefSeq and is a predicted model, not a curated record.
AUGUUUUUCAAGCCCGCAGUUAUUUUGGCGGCUGUCGCCUCCUUUUCCAGCGUGCACGCAGCACCAACGAACGCGACAUCGACCAGGAACGCCGCUGCCCGUGCAGCAACCUGGGAAACCCAUUUCGGCCUCACCUCCUCUGAGUUCAGGGACGUCUCCCGAGAAAUUGUGGCUGAUGGGCUCCGUCUCACGUAUGUCAGCGGCUAUACUGAUAGCAGAAACCGUGUCCUAUAUACCGGCCUUUGGGAAAGGAGAUCGGGUUCCUGGCGGUCCACCCACAACGAGGAUUCGUAUGACUUCCAGCGGUCCUUCGAUAGGGCCCGUGAUGACGGCUACCGCCCCAUCCUCGUCAACGGUUAUACUGUUGACAGUCGGGCACGAUACGAGGCUAUCUAUGAUACAUCCCGUUCCCGAGGAUGGGAGUUCAGGCGUGACCUGAGCGCACGAGGGAUGCAAGAUGCCUUCGACACCCUGACCGACCGAGGUUAUCGCAUUGUCCAUAUCAACGGAUACGAGGUUGGCCGCGAGGCUCGCUAUAGUGGAAUCUGGGAGAGAGGAUCGGAUGUUGCGUGGGAAUCUCGCUUUGGCCUCACCAGCAGCCAAUACCAGAGAACGACGGAGGACUUAAGGAACAGAGGCUAUCGGCCCGUGCAGGUUGAUGGAUAUACUGUCAAUGGAAACACAUACUUCGCAGCCAUCUGGGACCAGUCGCGUGCCACCUGGGAGUCCCGACACGACAUGACUCCACAACAAUACCAACGGGAGCUUGACACCAUGACCCAGAACGGAUUUGCGCUCAAGGUGGUCAGUGGCUAUCCCACCCGCGACGGCGAGAGAUUCGCCGCCAUCUGGGAACGCUGA